This is a messenger RNA of Panthera uncia (snow leopard), 2595 nucleotides long. RefSeq names its product PVR related immunoglobulin domain containing (gene PVRIG). Gene Ontology annotation, molecular function: signaling receptor activity. The record is from RefSeq and is a predicted model, not a curated record. The transcript is spliced from 5 exons. The coding region runs from base 130 to 1056 and encodes 308 amino acids. Gene Ontology annotation, cellular component: plasma membrane. Gene Ontology annotation, biological process: negative regulation of T cell receptor signaling pathway. NCBI's taxonomy places the organism in Eukaryota, Metazoa, Chordata, Mammalia, Carnivora, Felidae.
UGGGGCAGGGCUGCAGAGCCCAGCUGUUCCCCGGGCUUGUUCACACAUGAAAACUUCCUGUGAUGAGAACGGAAACACAGGUGCUGUCCCUACCACAGCAGCUCCCAUAGCUGGGGCCGGAGGGGAGCCAUGGACAGGCCCCGGGCCCUGGUCCUGCUCUUGGCGCUGCUGACACUCUGCAUCACUGCUGGGACCCCUGAAGUGUGGGUGCAAGUUCAGAUGGAGGCCACCAAGUCCCCGUCCUUCACUGUCCGCUGUGGAUUCCUGGGAUCUGGUUCUGUCUCCCUGGUGACUGUGAGCUCUGGGGGGCCCAACGGUGCCGGAGGGACUAGACUGGCUGUUUUGCACCCAGAAUUUGGCAUCCAGCAUUGGCCCCCCGCCUGCCAGGUCCACUGGGAAACCAAAACCAGCAUCUCCCUCACCUUGGAAGAAGGGUCUGAGGGGAUAAGCCCCAAUCCCAACACCACCUUCUGCUGCAAAUUUGUUUCCUUUCCUGAAGGCUCCCAGGAGGCCUGUGGGAACCUCUUCCUCAGCACAGACCAAGGGCUCCCUGCCCCUACUCCAUCCCCCAUACUGCGGGCUGACCUGGCUGGGAUCUUGGGGGUCUCGGGGGUCCUCAUCUUUGGCUGUGUCUACCUUCUCUACCUGCUGCAUCGGCAGAGGCACUGGUCUGUCAUGAAGCUUCAGCCACCCUUCACCAGCCCCCAGACACAGACGCGAGCAAGGCAGGUGGCCAGCCAAGCCUCCCUGGCCUCUCUCCACAUCCCGUACACUACUGUCAACACCAACCGUUACCGCCUCACCACUCUAGACACGGUUCUUCAGCCCCGGCCACUGUCCCCAUGGGCAGUGUUCCCCGCCCACACGGCGUGCCAACCUCGGCCUCCUGCCCCCUGGGUGCCCCUGCCAGCCUCUGCACGCAGCAGUUUCAUCUCCAUUGAGAAUGGACUUUAUGCUCAGGCGGGAGAGCGGCCUCUCCCAGUUGGCCCCAACUUUGUCCAUUUCCCUGACCCUGUGGGGCACAGAACCACGGAGGAGCACUUAGGAGUUCGAUGAGAGGGACCCCAAGUCCGCUUGGGCUCCCUCUCUUCUCAGGCCUCUGGGAUCCCCUUCUGUUGUGCACCUGUGUCCUGGGUACCCAUUGUCUUUGCACAUCUUAUCUUAUUCUCCGGCCUGCAUAAGUGUCUCUAACAUAAAGCUGGUCAAGGCCCACUCGCCACGGAUGUGGUCAGCACGUGUGCACGUGUGGGUACGUGUGGGCACACAUGUAUCUAUGCGAGGUGACAAAAUUCCAUCCCAGGUUGUUUCCUGUUUUCAAGUCCCCAGCCGUCACAGGUGAUGUUGAUAACUAAGUCAAAAAAAAAAGUGGUUUCUGACUGGGGCCUUGGCUGGACCUUUUCUUCUUUAGGGGUUAAGAGGUUAGAGGCAGUUUCAACCCCUGGGAGGCAGGAGCCAGGUUAGACUUGGACAGGGAUGGGGCCUCAGCAUAGGAGACCUCUCCCCUGCUCACCCUCCACUCUGGACCAGGGGGGGUUCCUGGCCCUGUAGACCUUGCUGAGUGGCACCAGGGGCUGGGAAGGUGAGAUUGGGGGGUCUAUACUCCCAUCUUGCCAUGUCCUAGGACAGCAGCAAGGGCUUCUGGGGCUUCAACCCAAGAAAAGCCCCUGUAGCCUGGCCCAGCAUGCCUAUGUCGGGCUCCCUGAGAUGUUCUGGGGGAGGAGGUCCUGAUGCCUUCCUUCCACGGAAUUCCACAAUAUCCACAAUUCCACAGAAUUGAUAUUCAGAGGCAGGAGGAUCACCUCAGAUCUGCCCACAGUAGCUUCCUCUGGCUCCUCUCUUAUUACUAGGGCACCAGCACUACUCCCCACUGGGUACUCAGGGGGCAGGUAGAGGCGGGUCAACACAGGGACUGAACACACACUCCCCUACCCACUCAUCUUCCCAUCCGGGAAUCAGCCUCCUGCGGUAAACAGGCCCAGCCACCUGGGCCUCAUCACACCUUUGCCAUGUGAGAACACGGAAGAGCUCUACAAGCUGCAAGGCUCUACAGGAGUGUGAAAGAUUCUGGGUGGCAGCGACAGGAUGGUCCUGGAGCCAGGCUCAGGCCGCACCCCCAACCAGGAUGGAUACUAGCCUGGGAGAGGAGACACCUGCCACUAGGUCCUUUACUUGGUUCUGCUUGUGGGAAGUCCCAGGCAGCGCUACCUGCCAAGCCAGGAACCACCCCCUCUGCCUGGUUCAGGAAGAGCCUGCCCAGAGCCUGUGUCCAACCACAGAACCUUCCAGAAACCCAGUUUACUAUUCUAGGUAUGCUCUGGUGUGGCUUUGCCAGGACCCAGCCCCACCCAGCCACCACCUCUAUGAAGCAUUGGGGAGAGAGUGGGGCAGGUAGGGUGAGGGGGUAGUUAAGGGGUCACAGGGCCUGCCUUCCUCAGCCUGUGAUCAUCUUCCUCCUCUGAGGAGACCUCAGCAUUGGCCUAAACAGCUCAGUGGUCCCUGCAGGGCUGGGGGCUCAAGGGAGAGGAGAGGGUGCCACAGAGGUCCCGGAGGCCGCUCAGGGAUAUGUUAGGGAGGGAGUAGAUCUGGGCCCAGCUG